AUGAACUGUCUAGUGAAGGAAGUGUUCUUCAUCAGCAACAUUCUGCAAUUCGAAAUGAUCCACUUCAUCGGCCAGCUGCAGUACUACAUUCACUUCGAAAUCAGCGAGACAUCUUGGGCAGUCUUCGCCGAAAAGGCAAUUAGCGCCCCUGACGAAUAUUUUGAUGAACCUCUCAGUUUCGCAGCUGCAGGAAACGCUGCUGGAAAAGUGACGCAAUGGGAAAUCUCUGGAAAGGACAUCUUCGACCUCGAUUACGAUAUCGACGAUUCCAUCGAGUGUAUUCCAGACCGAAAAACAAAUCGGCCAAAACCCGAAGUCGUUUAUUUGUUCAAAGAUAUGGUGGAUUUCUGUGACACGGCGAACGAUGAAAUGAUGAAGGUGUCGCAUAGUUUGUACGCGGCGCUGCUCAUUCACGAGCCCCUCCACUCUUUGGUGGAGCAAUUCGAGCGCCUCUUUCCCGAACUGCGCCUUUCCGGCUUCCGAGAGAAGCUCGAGCCCAGAUGCGCGUCACUCUUCGCAGCAGAGAGCAUUUCGCUGACGAUGAUCGAAGUUGUCGACUCGUUGCUGUCUGCCGCCUUUCCCAGCGUGGAACUGUUCUUUUCCUUCCUCAUUCCAUUGCUGCCUGCCUCUAACCUGUUACGACCUCAUGCGACCCGACGUUGUUCUCGAGCAAUCGUGGGGAAACGGAAUCCAGGACUUUGCCAUGCCUUACUUUAUCUAGCCGAAGAGCCCGAGCAGCCGAUGAUCAUGGCGCCUCAACUCAUGUUGGCGAACUCUGCACAUAUGCCCGGCAUGGCAGGAGCACCGAAUCCAUUCGGUCAACCUGAGAUUGGGUUGCCUGCCAAACUAAUUCGACAGUGCGCUAUCGGAUUGAGAAUGAAACGAAAAGAGAGUGAUGAAUCCCCUUCGUCUGGCCGAUCUGGACGAAAAGAGAGUGAUGAAUCCCCUUCGUCUGGCCGAUCUGGAAGAAUCAAGCAGCCAGUGAGCGCAGCAUCUGUCAAAACUUCUCAAAAAGAUUCACAAGGAUCGAAAAAUGAGCCCGCUCGAACGAGAUCUUCACAAAUUCAUGUUCAUCUAACCCCAGAAAAAUCACAGGCGACCACGCAAGAGAGCUUGGAAGAUUCUCAAAGACUAUCUCAACUGAGCCGUUACGAGAUGAUGGAACGAGCUGCUGAGUUUUCGCAGCCUUCGCCCUACUUCAAAUCGCCGGAGAAGACUUCUAACAACUCGAAGCUGGCCUCAGAUCUUGAUCCCGACCAACCAACGCCGAUAAGCGACGAUCCCCUGGAAGGAAUUGAAAAAUUGACCCAAGCUGCUCUUGCGUCUUCUCAAUCGUCUGAGAAUACUCUGCGAUCCGAAGAAGGGAUCGCUGGAAUUUCCGUAUCAUUCAGUGGUGAACUAUUCAAUGAUGAAGUGCCUUCGGAUCCAGAGAUCUCCCUCUCCGUCAGCGGAGAACUUUUCGAUGAUGAGCUGCAGCCAAUGGAUACUACGCAGAUUUCCCAGCAAGAAGAAGACGAAGGGAACUCUUCUCAAGGAUCCUCCGUCUACGAAACGCCUGAAAAGAGUCUACCAAAAACGCCCAGUAAGACUGAUCAAUCAGCACCCGCUUCACCUCCACAGCCCCCGAGAAAGCUUCGUCGAAGCCUCUUCAAUGAAAAUCAGGAAGAACCGAUGGAUACCCCGGAGAUAAUCAUGGCGUCCUCGGGAGAUACGACAGGGAGAUCGAAAAAGGUCGAAAUGAAAGAUUCCUGGUCACAGGUUUCUGGAGAGACGCUACGAGAGACUGAAGGGAGAAAAAGAAGGACUCACGAUGUGCAGAACUUAUGCGCCGAAGAGUCUCAAGGAGAGAGGAACCAGACUCAGCGAGUGGGCGAUCUUCUAAACCACUCAGCGCUUGUUCUCGACUCACAACAGUCAGCACAAACAACUCAAGCUCAACAUGAGUCAACAUCGGCAACUCAAAUCCAACCUCGACAAAAGUCACAAGGGACUAACAAAAUAUAUUUCCCGCCUCCCACUUCUUCAACCUUGAAGCAAGCCUCAGCGACACAGAAGACUUUCGACGAGGAUUUAGAUGACGAUUACUUUGCGAAGCUCAAAUCGCCGACGAGGAAUGCUGAUAUAAAGAAAAUUAACAAGCAAGCAGAUCAGGCUAAACAGCAAAAAAGGGUUAAUAGAAGAAUGCCGCGAUCGAGAGCAAAACCAACUCGUGACGAGGUGAAAAAAUCGGUGGCUGAAGCCUGUCGCAAAGCACAAGCUGGCGGAAUUAGUCGACGUCUGGAACUCGCGAGGGCUUUUAUUUCAAGAAGAAACCGAGCACGAGAUUCGAGCGAUCCCUUGAAUCGAGAACUCGAAAAUGCGACUUCUUGGGAGCCAAAAGUACCGAAUGCGAAUUUUUCUCAAAAAAGAGUUAACAGAAAAAUGCCGAGAUCGACAGCAAAACCAACGCGUGAUGAGGUCAAAGAAUCGGUGGCUAAAGCCUGUCGAAAAUUACAAGCUGGCAGUAUAAAACAACGUCUGGAAUUCGCUAGAGCAUUUAUUUUGAGAAGAAAGCGAGAUCCGAACGAUCCCUUGGAACGAGAACUUGAAAAAGCGACUUCUUGGGAGCCAAAAGUACCGAAGGUGAAUUUUUCGAAGCCCGUUCCAGGAUCAUCAAGCCGUUUCAAAAAGCGUCUUCCAGUAGCGGAAAAGCUUGCUAAAGAAAAACCGACCCCUUCGAAAUCUAAAGCUUCAAAAUCCCUAACCAAAGAAUUGAGUGCGAAACCGAAGGGAAAGAGGAAUGACGAAGCGGAGAAUCAACCAACGUGCAGCAAGAAUUUAACACCUCCAGCGAUGCCACAAGAUGUUGAUCUUUCUAGCUUCUUGGACUCGAGCGAGGAUGAGGAAGUUCGUCGAGAAGUUUCGCGAGAAGAAUGUGAUGAAAAAACAAUCAUCAUCAAAGAUGCAAAGAACAUUCAGGGCCGCAUUGGGUUCAGGCUUAACGAAUCGAGCGAAGCAGGAAUCUACAUCAACGGGAUUAUCCCGGGGUCGGCAGCAGAUAAAGCUGGGCUUCGUGUUGGAGAUACUCUAAUUUGCUUCAACGGUGUGAAAUGCUCCGUCAAGAGCAAAAUCAAGCUGUCUAUGCUGCGAAUAGUCAUUGCCGAAACGGCAACGGAAGACUUCGAAUUCAAAGUUAUUCGCGAUGUGUCCGACCAGUAUUCGCAGGAAGAAAACGUUGACACAUCGGAAGUUUCAGACAUUCCAGAUGCAGAGCCUGCAAAAGAAAAACCGGGACCAUCGAAAUCUAAAUCUUCGGAAUCGCAAAGUCAGGAACGCUCGCAGCCACGAGAAGAGCAGGAGUCAGCUCAUAACUGGUCGCAGCAAGUUCUGUUCGAUGAAUCUCCGGAGGAUCGACAAGCUCUAUCGCCUGAAUAUGAUCAGUCCCCACCCGCGCCAAUUGACAGAGAGGACGUUCGCGAAUCUAUGUUUCCCACCUCAAAGAAGAGAAAGCUUCAGACUCCUGAAAAGGACGCGCAGGGCGAAGCAAGCGCUAAAGUUCAAGCAGCGAAAAGGAGCAAGCACGAGAAGGAAAAUAUAACGCCUAAGAAAAGCGCUUCAAAGCCGACGACUCUUACGCCAGCUGUGGAUAACACCAAUGUUCGUCGUCCAGGAAGAGAUGCCCUGAGCGAGAUUUCGGACUUGUCUUCUGCAUUUGAUAAUGACAGUCCAAUUAGAGGCGUCGGAAAGAUGAAGCAAAGUCAAAAGAAAGCUACCAAAGAAAAGAGUGCGAAACUGAGGCAUGACGAACCAACGUGCAGCAAGAAUUUAACACCUCCAGCGAUGCCACCAGAUGCUGAUCUUUCUAGCUUCUUGGACUCGAGCGAGGAUGAGGAAGUUCCUCGACCGCAAAGUCGUCCUCGGAGAAGUAAUAGAUCGCCAACAGCUAGCAUGCCGAAGCUCACCAAAUCACGAUCACCAGAGAAGUCACCAUCGCCAUCUAAAUCAAAAAAGAAGCCGAUUUCGAUGAAGAAAAAUGCUGUAAAAACCAGACGACGGAAUCCGAGGCCAGAAUCUAUUGCUUCGAAUCAACGAGAAGAGUCUGACGAGUCAAGCCGACCAGCUACGCGGGCAGCGUCAAGCCGAAAAGCUUCGCGGGCAGCAUCAAGCCAAAUUACAAAAAUUUGUGCGAAUAAAGAAUUUGCCCCAGUCGUGCAGGACUCAAAAAGAAAGAAUUGGACAGAUGACGAGGACGCCAAGCUGAUUGAGGGCCUCAAUCAAUACGGAAAAGACUGGAAAACGAUCGAGAAAAAGUUUUUCCGUAGAUCGAAGAGGACCAACGUCCAACUCAAAGACAGACACCGUGUGCUUCUCGAUAAAGGCGACCCACGGGUGAAGGAAAAAUACUAA
This is a messenger RNA of Oikopleura dioica, 4386 nucleotides long. The record is from the annotation of a GenBank genome assembly. Lineage: Eukaryota; Metazoa; Chordata; Appendicularia; Copelata; Oikopleuridae.